AAUCACCAGUUUCACAUAUGUUAACAAGCAACACACAGCUAUAAAAAAAAGACCACACCUAGCCUAACCUCAGAACAGAUAUUUCAAAAUGCAGGGUGAGAGAGAAGCUGACAAUGCUGAAGUUAGACAGCGUAGGCCUGACAUCCCCAGAGUGAGGCUGGAUAUAGAAACCCUGAAUGAGCAGCAGGUGUUUGAAAGUUUCAGGCUCAACAGGGAGAAAAUAUAUCAGUUAUAUGCCCUGUUGCAAGAUAGGCUGGAAAGCCAGGGCUAUUCAAGCAGGGCUGUCCCUGGAAUGACCAAACUACUAGGGGCACUUCAUUUUUUGGCUUCUGGAUCCUUUCAGGUGACAGGGGGCAUUGUAACUGGGGUGCAUAAGUCCACUCUUUCUAAGCAUCUUUCAAAAGUUAUUGAUGGACUUUAUGAUAAUUGCAGAAAAUUUAUUUUUUUCCCCACAUCACCCAGAGGUUGGCGUGAUGUUAAGAGGGACUUUUUUCUUUUAGGUGGCAUACCCAAUGUCCUUGGGGCCAUUGACUGCACUCAUAUUGCCCUAAGACCCCCUGUGCGCAGGGAGAUAAUAUUUAGAAAUAGGAAACACUUCCACUCCUUAAAUGUGCAGAUUAUAUGUGAUGCAAACAUGCGCAUAUUAAAUGUUGUGGCAGGGUUCCCAGGAAGUAGCCAUGAUGCCUACAUCCUCAGGAAUUCUGGUGUGUGGAGAUUGUUUGAGACAAAUCAAAUGCCUGAAGGACAUCUCCUCGCAGAUUCUGCAUAUCCUCUUAAAAAAUGGAUUUGGACACCAUUAAAAGAGAACCAGGUUGUUGGGCCUGCUGAAUUAAGAUAUAAUGAAGCACAUAUCCGAACACGUGCUAUAAUAGAACGACUGUUUGGUGUUCUAAAAAUGCGCUUUCGCUGCCUGGACAGAUCAGGGGGGGAUCUCCAAUUCAGUCCGGAAAAAGCUAUUAAAAUCAUAGUGGCAUGUUGCUGUCUACACAACAUGGCACAGGAGCAUGGGAUGUUGAACGACUUACUUCCAACACCACAGCCCCCAGGUGAAAUCUUUGAGCCUGAUGUAAUUAAUCAUCCACAACCCCUCAAUGCCCAUUUGGAGAGAUCUGCAACUAUUCAAGAAUUCUUUUCAGAUUGAAGAUUCUCAGAAAUGGAAUACCACUCCCCUCCCUCUCUCCUCAUCCCUAUAUUUACCACAUUUUCCCUAAAUAAAUGUAUACUUUACUCAAA
Molecule: messenger RNA, 1233 nt
Organism: Bombina bombina (fire-bellied toad)
Lineage: Eukaryota; Metazoa; Chordata; Amphibia; Anura; Bombinatoridae
Product: putative nuclease HARBI1
Exons: 4
Coding region: 89-1141 (350 amino acids)
Source: RefSeq, a predicted model, not a curated record